This is a messenger RNA of Drosophila virilis, 6728 nucleotides long. RefSeq names its product cannonball (gene can). The record is from RefSeq and is a predicted model, not a curated record. Gene Ontology annotation, molecular function: protein binding. Lineage: Eukaryota; Metazoa; Arthropoda; Insecta; Diptera; Drosophilidae.
AAUCGAUUUACUUUUUUUGACAGCCACGAGUCUUCUGCUUAUUUUCUACUGUAUUUUUAUGCAGAAGCAGAAAUUUUGCUCAAGAGCUAUAAAAAAGUUGUUUUAAUUAUGAAAAAACAAAGCGCUAAAAAGCGACCAGUUACCGAAGAUGAAAAUAAAUCCCGAAAGAAAACAAAAACAGAGAAAUAUUCAAUUGGUGAUGGUGAAGACACAGAGAGUUCAUUAUCGUCGAACACACCAAGCUCGUCAUCCCAGGAACCUGAAAUAUGUAGCUUCAACGACUUUCGGUCAGAUCCAACUAACGCUUCGAUGUCAAAAACCGAACGCAGUAUAGAUCCCUUACCGUCCGAUUUGGGUAUAGGGGAUACUUUUGGACUCCCAUUUAUGUUCAACGACGAAAUGCAGUUUGUGGAAUCAUUUGACUUGCCGAAUACCGUAGAUAAUCAGCAGCAUAUUUCAUUCAAGCCUCCAGAAACAGAUGUUGAGUUAGAUACAAUCGUACAACCCAUUUGUUUCAAUGAUAUGCAAGUAUUCCAAAGUUCAGUGGACGAGCAGCUCAAUAAAAAUAGUCCUAAAACUAAUCGAACUAAUGAUGCUUUUGAGGACAAAGAGGACAUGGAAAAUAAAGAGCUAACAGCUCAGCGGCUUUCCAGUUUUGAAGAAGAGUUGUUGGCAACACUAUCAGAAACAAAAUCAGGGAAAGACGAACAGUGUUCCGAUGAUGAUAUUGAAGAGGCCUUGGCAAAGCUUCCACGAAAAGCCCUGUUCAAAGAUAGGAAACACUCACUCCUGCAACAAUUAGGCGAUAAUGUGGCAAGCAGCAAAUCUAAUGCUGAAAGUUGUGAUAAUUCCGAUUUCGAAUUUAGUGAUUCGAUAUCAUCGGGAAUUGGACAGAUAGACGAUUCCAAUGACGAAUCACAUUCAUCUUAUUCACCUAUUUCCUUUGAAAAUUCUGAUGACAAUUUGGAAAAGGAGGGCGAGUCUAGUGGGAGAGCGAAGAAAUUAAGCCGCAAACACUUGUCCCCGAACUGUGAUAAAAAUCCAAACAUUUUAAAUAUGGAAGCCGCCCUUGCAGGACUUGGGAAUUUGAAUGACGUUGGGCCCACUACUGAUUCUGCCCUGAAAGCUACGAAUCAGAGUUCGAAAUCAACGAAGGUUCCAACACCAUCAAAAGUUCAGCUGAUGCAACGAUUAUUGAACCAACAAACUUCAUCUAGAAAAAAUAAUUCCACUCACAAGAGCCAACCUCUUUCGCAAGAACCGCUUUCGUUUAUCGCAGAGGCAAUGCAAGCAACAGACCCAAUGUUUCCAAAUUUAAAACCUAUUGAAUUGAUGGAAACAAGUGAGUCUCCAAUAAAAACCAGUGCAUCUCCAAAAAGCCAGUCAGCUGAGGAACAAAAAAAUAACAUUGAUUCACGCACGCAAACUGGCGAUAAUAAUAGCCCAGGAAAUUCAGGAAGCAGAGAAUCUUUAUCUGUUAGUUGCGCAGAGAAAAAACGACACCUCGAAGAAAAAUUAACGAAAAUGUCAAGUAAUCCGAAGGAGAGGGAUGAGAAGUGCAACAUUUCACCUGGCAGUAUUAUGUUUUCGCCACGUUCAGCUAAGGACACGGACAGCGAUGAUUCGGUUUGGCGACGUAAGUCUCAAGCGUCAAAAAAUGAUGGUCACAGAGAUUUUUACGAAGAUGAUAGCACAUUUGAAGAUGACAAGCUUAACUCUGACGAUGAUGAAGACCAUACGAAUUCGGAUCUACCUUAUUCAAAUCUGCUUAAUGACUAUGAGCAACUCUUUCAUGAGAUUCGCAAGAUUAUCGAUAGAGUACCCAAUCGUUUUAAGUAUGAAAUAUACAAUCUUCUGUAUCCAACGUUAGCAGUGGUCUAUCUCCGAAUGAUUUCCAGCGGGAAGUACCGCAAGGGCAAGGCAUUUGUGGAGAGCUGUCUACGUUAUAUUGAUCAUUCAUACAUGGCUCGUGUGGAUAAGCUAAUGGUAUUGCAAACCCCGGGUGAUAUGCCCAUUAAGGCUAGAAAGUUGAUCAGCGACGAAAACGCACAGGUUCCAGUCUCAAUGUUUGAAGAGACCUAUUAUGUGUUGCUGCUCUGCAUGGAGUCCUGGAGUCGUUCCCUACAGAUGACAUUCAUAAGGCAUUUCGACCUAUUUCCCGACUACAACAACGGCGAACCACGUCAGCACAGUCGCAUUGGCUCUGUUAUUUUGGAUAAAAUAUUCUGGGCUACUCCCGAAACUGUCAAAGACAAUAAAGAGAGCAGUCCGCGGCCAAUGCGGCGCAGGCGCUUUAAGAAGGACAAACCUUCUCCCACGAGAAAUGUCCAUUUGCCAUCAGGCAAUCGUCUCUAUACUCCUACUCCAAAGCGUUGGGAUCUAGAACGCCACAAAGACGACGAGGAACGCCGGGUGCCGCUUAACCGCAACAACCUGCCAUCGACUUAUCUAUACACGGCACUUGAGAGUGUUGAGACUAUAAUCUGUGCCACAUUCUCAAACAAAACUACAAUGCUCUCUAUUGGCACCGCAUCCUCCGCAAUUCACGUUUUCGCGCUGACAGCCUCAAAGUUGGUGCAGAUCAAGUCGGCCAAGUGCCUUAAGAGACUUGACACAAGCAUGUCCGGCAUAGACGAGAGCAUGUUGGACGCGACCAAAAGAAAAACAAGACGCACACUCUAUGGACACCAAGGAGCCGUGUACGGGUGCACAUUUGCUCCACACGAUCGUUUCCUGCUCAGCUGCGCGCAGGAUCGCACUGUGCGUUGUUGGUGCCUGCUCUCCUGGAGCUGUGUUGUUGUCUAUCCGGGACACUGUGGGGCCGUCUACAGCGUUAGCUAUGCACCGUUGGGUUAUUAUUUCGCCACAGCCUCGGAUGAUCGCACAGCACGUAUUUGGACGCAGGAUAGCAAGAAGUCAGUCUGCAUACUUGUCGGACAUUUGGCGGAGGUUGUCUGCUGUCAGUUCCAUCCAAACAGGCAUUACCUGGCCACUGGCUCCGCCGACUGCACUGUGCGCAUGUGGGACAUUGUUAAAGCCGUUCAGGUACGCGUUUUCAGUGGUCACAGAAGUACUAUAAAUGAUCUGGCCUACUCCAUGUGUGGACGCUACUUGGCCUCCGGAGCAGACGAUAACUUUGUUAUUGUUUGGGACGCUGAUAAAGAGGAAUUGGUACGCUGUCUAUCCCAUCACACUGCACCCAUCAACUGCAUUAAGUUUGCGCUGGAUAACAAGCUAUUAAUGGUAGGUGGCAAUGACUGCCAGAUGACCAUUUGGGAUUUCGAGCGCUUGGUUCAAGAGUACGAUCCUGAGAAACAAAAAACGGCCAAUAGCCAAAAUAGCAGUGUCACGGCAACAGAACCCAAUAGAUCAGAGCUAAGCAGUGGAGAUUUCUUGAUCAAGGCAUAUGCUAGCAGGGGAACCCCAUUCUAUAAAUUAUGUAUUACACGAAGAAACCUCCUGUUGGGUUUUUGCGUUAAACGAGCUGAUUAUGCAUUAAAGGAGUCCAAGGAAACAUUUACUAACGAUGCUAAAUACACAGAAUGGCUCGAAUUUUUAGACAUUCUAAAGCUGAAGUCGAUCUUUGCACAGAAAAACAAAGGGGAAUCGAAUGAAAUCGAAAGGAUAGAAGAGCCAGAACAAUUAAUAAAUCUCGAUGUCGACACCUCUGAUGAUGAACUUGAAGAUUCAUUUAAGUAUGGACAUGAAGAAUUCUUUGAAGAUAAAGAAGAAGAUAUGGAGUCAUUUAGGUAUUCUGAGUAUGAAUAUUUUGAGGAUGAUGAAGAUUCAGACACACUAAGUUGUCUCGAUGUAGAAUCCUUUGAGGACGAUGACGAGGAUUCGCAAAUAAUAGAGCAUCCUAAUUGCAAAGACACAUUAAGCUAUUCUAAUACUGUAUACGAUUCCGAUGACAGCGAAGAUUCCGAUAUUGAAAAGAAUUCCGAUAUUGAAACUUUUGAGGGGGAUGAAUGCUCUUUAGAAAACCUCAGUAAUGAGAAUAAUGAAGAAAAUUCUUAUGUUGAGAUUGAUAUUAAAGAAACUGAUCUAUCACGGUACUCAGACGUUGUAUACUCUGAGGAUGUUGAACAAGAGGCAGAUAAACUGAAGAGUCCUAAGGUUAGAAUAAGAAACGCCGAUGUUGAAACUGUUAAGAUUAAUCAAGAGAACACAAAACUAUUAUGCGGUUCCGAUAUUGAAUAUUUAGAUAAAAAUGAACAUGAACAUGAAGAAUCCGAAAUAUUACCGAAUAACGAUGUUAAUAAAGGCACAGAAUCAUUUAAGUAUCGGGGUGUGGAAUGUUUUGAAGAUAAUAAAGAAAUAUCUGAAAAAAUAAAAAAUUCCGAUGAAGAAUACUCUGAAAAUUAUGAAGAGUACGUCGAUGAUAACAAUAAAGACUCAGAAUUAUCAGAAUCUGUGAACGAUCUUGAAUCUGUAGAGGACUAUGAAGAGUCAGAAAGUCUUGCUGCUAGAUCUUCUGAAGAUGAAAAAGACAUAUCUGAACCAAUAUUGAGUUCCGUCAGCGAUGAUGAAGAAGAGGAGGAUUAUGAAGAAGAUUCAGAUGAGUUAAACAAUCCCGACGUUAGAACCCAAAAUAAUGAUGAAGAAGCAACGACACAAUUAAAGCAUCACAAUGUUGACUUUAACGAUAACGAAGAGGAAUUAGAAACACUAACCACUUCCGAUGCCUUCAAUAAUGAAGACGCAGAACCGUUAACGAAUCGGGGUAAAGCAGAGGACUCAAAAAUAUCAAAAAAUAUUGAACAAGAGUUCGAAACUGUAGAGAAUGUCAAUGUUGAAUCCUUUAGUUCUGAUAAAAAUAUCGAAUCUCUAAGGAAUUCCGAUGUUAAGAAUAAAGAUGAAGACGAAGAUGAUGCGGAGGAAGAGGAUGACGAAGAUAACGAAGAUGAUGAAGAUGAUGAGGAUGAUGAUGAUGAAGAUCAUGAAGGUGAUGAAGGUGCAGAUGAUGAAGAUAAAGAUAAGGAUGAAGACGAGGUAGAUGAAGGUGAAGAAAACUUGGAAAUUAUAAAUAAUUCUGAUGCUGAGAACUCUCACGAUGAUGAAGAGUUCGGGAAGAAAGGUAAUUCCGAUGUUGAAUUCUUUGAUGCAGAUAAAGAGACGCUAGAGGCAAAGAAUUUUGAUAUUGAAACCAUUGAGGAAGAUGAAGUCCAAUCAGAAAUAAUAUUAAGUCAUGAAGAUAAGAACAAGGAGGAUGACGAAGAAGACUUAAAAAUAGAAGAGAGCAUCGAUGUUGAAUCUUUUGAUAAUGAUACAGUAGAAACAGAAACCUCAUUGGAUUCCGAUAUUGAAUUUUUUAAGGAAAGCGAAGAGCCGGAUCUUCAGAAGGCGGAAGAAAAGGAUUUCGGCGAGCAGCCAACAGUAGAAACUGAUGAUGUUGGAAUAAUAAUUGAUCCUGAUGUUGACAACAUAGAUGAUGAUGAAGAGUCAAAAACUUAUCUUAAAUCUCUUAUAGAUUAUAAAGAAGUGACGGGACCGUUCAUAAAUUCUGAAGCUGAAUCCUCUGAAGAAGGUGAUGAAGAGGCUCAGAAUUUCGAUGUUCGUGAAGAAAAGGAGGAUGAUGAAGAGGAGCUAAUAACAGUAGAAAAUGCCGAUGUUAAAUUAUAUUACGAAAAUAUUGAAGAGCCAGAAUCCUCAAGGAAUUCCGAAGAUGAAUCCUUGGCGGAAAAUGUUGGGGGAAUGAGAGAUAAUGAAGAGGAGCAAAAAAUAAAGACCGCUGUAAAAUCGAUUAAGGAAAAUGCAAAGAAGCCAGAAAUAGUUAGGAAUUCUGAUCUUGAGUACUUGAAGAACAAUGAAAAUAAUUUAGAAAUGGAAGUGAUUCAUCAUGUUAACUUCACUGGGGAUGUUAUAUCCCUUGAUUAUAUAGACGGGACAGUUCCAUUCAGCAAUGUCGAUGUUGAAUACCUUGAGAGAGAUGAAGGAGUCUUAGAAGUAUUAGAGAAUAACAAAGCUAUGAAGGGUGAUGAAAGCCUUGUAGAAGUUGAAGAGAAUACUGAUGUUAAAAUUGAGCUAUUUGUAAAAGAUGAUGAUGAAUUAAAAACAAUAGAAAAUGGCAAUGUGGAUGAGGAUACAAAAAUAUUAACGAAAGUCCGUGUCGAAUCCUUUGGAGACAAUGAAGUUACAGAACCAUUUAAUAAAACGGAUGCUUAGAUAAAGAUGAAGACCAGCAAACUAUUAAGCAUUCAGAAGUUAGAUAUCCCGAAAACCUAAAAAUAUAACACAAUCCCGUUGAAUCUUACGAAUGCCAUGAAAAUUAAGUAGCGCUCAAUAAUCUACACGCUCAAUCUGUAAACAAUGAUAUUGAGUCAAAAACAAUAGGAAAUCCGGUUAAAUACAUGGAUGUUCAAUCCAUGGGGAAGAGUCGAAAAUAUUUAAAAGUAAUCCGAAGGUUGAGGAUGUUAUAAAAAAAUCAGAAACAUAAAAGACGAUUCAUUUGAAGUUCCUGAAAGCUGAUAAACCAGUCAGCAGCGUUGAUUGAUUUUGAUCUUUAAACAAUGGAUAAAAAUUCUAUCAAGAUGAGUGUAGUUGGUAAAGGAAACUAUUUUAAACUUAGAAGAUACAUAUUCCCAACUAAAACACAUUUCCUUAAUACACGAAGCUCUUAUUUUGACCCGCAUUUUAAGCUGUUGAGAUUUUGUAAAAAAGUAACCAAACCGAAAAAUAUAAAUAAAUAAUUUCUGUAGCAAUAACGCUGCUCGACUACCCCCAAAGGA